AUGGAUCCAAGGACACCGUAUAGCCAGUCUGCUGGUUAUAUGGGCCUUCUUCAAAAUCAAGAAGGAAGUCUUCUUCAUGACAACUCUCCUUAUGAGAGUUAUCAUUCUGGAUCUUCGCAGAUCCCUCUGUUCAGUUCACAACAAAGCGAGGCUCCAACUCCACCUACAGACGGUCCCGUGGAGCGUGGAAAGAGACAUAAAUGGACCCCAGUGGAGGACGAGAUGCUGAUCAGUGCCUGGUUAAACACUUCUAAAGACGCUAUUACCAGCAAUUACCAAAAGUCGGGGACAUUCUGGAAACGAGUAGGGGAUUGUUUCUUCGAAGCUCUGAAUGGUGGACCUGGUGGUGACACUUCCGCGCAUCGGAAUUACAAGUAUGAGCAGAAAUGGCUUAACCUCAACCCCACUAAAUCUUCUGGAGGUUCAAAGAGGAAGGCAGAUUCAGAAACUUCAACCACAAGUGAAGGUGUAAAGGCUGUUGAGGAAGCUCAGACAAGACCUGAAGGUGUAAAGGCUGCAAAAGCAAGACGUAGUGCAAUGGGUAAGGGGAAGUAUGUUGCUAACUAUACGGCGGUUUGGGAAAUGAGGAAGGAAGAUUUGGAGAAGAAAGAAAAACUGUCAAAGUUUGCCAUCUUAGACAGUCUGAUAGCCAAAUCCAAAACCACCACACUCACUGAGGCUGAAGAAGUAGCCAAAGAGAAGCUCCUUGCGGAGUAUUUCUAG
Molecule: messenger RNA, 723 nt
Organism: Raphanus sativus (radish)
Lineage: Eukaryota; Viridiplantae; Streptophyta; Magnoliopsida; Brassicales; Brassicaceae
Product: glutathione S-transferase T3-like
Exons: 2
Coding region: 1-723 (240 amino acids)
Source: RefSeq, a predicted model, not a curated record